This is a messenger RNA of Maylandia zebra (zebra mbuna), 2029 nucleotides long. NCBI's taxonomy places the organism in Eukaryota, Metazoa, Chordata, Actinopteri, Cichliformes, Cichlidae. The record is from RefSeq and is a predicted model, not a curated record.
UAGAAACUAAGAUUCUCUACAGUUCAGUUUCAGCUAUGUGGUGGACACACAAAAGACCUGUAACAGCUUGCAACAGAAUUGAAAAAUAUGAGUGAGAACACAGGAUUUCCUGGUUCCGGGGUACCUCAUCCACCCAGAGAUCCUCCAGAGCCCAAGCCUUCAACUCGUCAGAAAUACAAUGUCUUCAAAGUGGGGAAAGGCUCUAUGAGAGAUCAGAGGGGAAUAUUCUCUGAGACAAUCUCUACAUUAAAAUUCCAGCAGGUGUCAGAGCCUCAGUCCAUGCUGACAUUUGGUCAUAACUCACGGGAGGCAGUCGCCAAGACUCCACCUCAUCGGCCCAGAUGGGCUGCUGAGGAUUGCCUUGUACCACAUGUACAACAUAAUUCAUUCUUCUCGGAGAAUCCAUACUUUUGCCCGGGUGGAGAUAAACCCAAAGUCCAAAUACCCUACAAAACCCGUCCUGGCUCCAUCCCCCGCAAAUUAGCGAUAGAGAGAUGUCGAAGGGAAUACUUACAUUUACAUGUUGAAGAGCUCCUGGCAGAAAAGGGCAUAGAUUCUGAUCUCUUAUUGCCAAGACCAUUGAAAAAUAACACCAUACCAGACGGUCCUAUUUCGCUGUUCCUCCCACUGGAGCUGUUUGACAAUGAAGAAUAUGACUGCCGGACUCCAGAAGACUGGCUUGCUUUGGGCAAUGCUGAAGGAUCACCUGAUCGAAAACCUAUUCCUGGAAAAGCCCUGCUACCUACAGAUGAUGAAAUUGCAAAUGAUGAGUCUGCAAGCGCGAGCCCACCUCCGAAGUACAGCUGGCAUUUAGUUGGAAUUCUUGAUUACUGUACGGAGAAAUGUCAGUAUCUGGUAGAGAAGGUCCACCAGACAGACAAAAAAGGAAGUCCUGAUAUAAGUGAAGAGCAUAAGGAGAGUAAAUCCCCUGAAACAGACUCUUUCAUAGCAGGCAGUAAGUACUGGAUACCCAGGAUCAGACUGUUAUUCUGUGCUGAAGACCCACGUGUCUUUGUUGAGCGGGUCGGGUUUGCCCUGCGCUACAGAGAGGAAACAGAGGCACUUAUUUUCUACCACUUUUCAGUGGACUGCAUGCCCAUCUCUAGGAAAACACCGUCUCUCAAUACUGAUAGUCUCCAGAGUAUCAAACAACGUGCCCUCUCAGCUCCUGGCCUUAAGCUGAAAAAUUUAGAGACGUGUGUUGCAGGCUUGGAGAAUGAGGUCAGACUGGAUUAUGACCGUACAAUGAACCGCUUGAUUUUUGACAAAGUAGUGAUGAGCUGCCCUGAAGACCUUUCACAUAUCACCCUGCCACAGAAGGACCCUGAAUAUGUGCCCUCACAAGGGUGUGUUCCGGUUCCUUACUCUGCCUAUGAGGCGAAUCGAGCUGCAUUUAUUUUCAAGUCCAUGCAAACUAGGCCAGAGCUGAUCUGUGUGCUUUCUGAAAUGUGGCAUGAGUGCAAAAAAGUAGAAAACAUGAGGCUGUUCAACUUGAUGUUGGGUAAACCACUUCCAUUGGAUCAAUUUGAACUUGACCAGUCUCAGACGCAUACUCAGAUAACCCUGUUUCUUAGAGAUAACUGGACCAGCACACUGUGCAACAGCAUCCGGUACAACCUUGCGAAUAUGGGCAAGGGAACAUACAACAUAAACGAGACUUGCUGGGAGACUUACAAGGUUUCUAAGCUGUCUAAACUCCUCAAUCUGGUGCAUUACAACAUGCAGGACUCCCUCCGUGUCCUUGUGAAGAACUCACUGGUCAGCCUGACCAAGGUCGUGAUGGAUGCCUGCCACAAUGUCCUGAUGUGUCCUCAGGACUUUGUCUGGGGGAAUGACCUAAUCACUAGCCACUACAAGCCAAAGAAGAAUCCUAUUUUCCUGGUGGACCUGGUUCUGGAUGAGAGUGGGGUUCAUUACAGCACCCCCUUGGAGAAUUUUUCAGCAUCUACAGUGAACCUGUUUGAUAACAGCAUUAUGUGCACACGUAGUGUGCCUCUGCUUAAUAGGGUAAAUCAAAUCUCCUGAGUAA